Acytostelium subglobosum LB1 is the source of this 465-nucleotide messenger RNA. RefSeq lists its product as hypothetical. Lineage: Eukaryota; Evosea; Eumycetozoa; Acytosteliales; Acytosteliaceae. Gene Ontology annotation, biological process: 'de novo' IMP biosynthetic process. The transcript is spliced from 2 exons. Gene Ontology annotation, cellular component: cytosol. The record is from RefSeq and is a predicted model, not a curated record. Gene Ontology annotation, molecular function: phosphoribosylaminoimidazolecarboxamide formyltransferase activity; IMP cyclohydrolase activity. Bases 1 to 465 code for a protein of 154 amino acids.
AUGCAAGCCUUGUUGAGUGUUUUUAAUAAGAGUGGAAUUGUUGACUUUGCCAAGGUGUUGGCUGACGCUGGCUUCUCAGUGAUCUCAACUGGUGGCACUGCAAAGUCAUUGGUGGAGGCUGGUCUGAAGGUGGUCCAAGUGUCCGAUAUCACAGAGUACCCAGAGAUGCUUGACGGUCGUGUCAAGACCCUGCACCCACGCGUGCACGGUGCCCUGCUUGCCAGGACCGACCUGCCCGAGCAUCAGGCCGACCUCAAGAAGCACAACAUCAACCCAAUCCAGUUGGUCGCUGUCAACCUCUACCCAUUCGUCGAGACCAUCUCCAAGCCCAACACAACCUUGGCUGAUGCCCUCGAGAACGUCGACAUUGGUGGUCACACCCUUAUUAGCUUCAUCAAAGAACUUCAAGCACGUGAUCAUUGUCGUCGACCCAACAGACUAUGCAUGGAUCGGAGAGAGAAUUAA